Molecule: messenger RNA, 291 nt
Organism: Staurois parvus
Lineage: Eukaryota; Metazoa; Chordata; Amphibia; Anura; Ranidae
Source: the annotation of a GenBank genome assembly
CCCCAGAUGUUAAACCCUUCCUGCCCAGUUCCAUUCGUACAGUGUCAGUGCUUUUUAUUAGCACUGAUCACUGUAUUAGUGUCACUGGGGAUGCCAGUGGCAGUUAGUCAGCUCCCACCCAGUGUCAGGAUGCCCACCGCAGUCCCGCUAUAAGUCGCUGACUGCUGCCAUUACUAAAAAAAAAAAUUCCAGAAUAUAUACCGCCAUUUGUAGACGCUAUAACUUUCAUGCAAAGCAAUCAAUAUACACUUAUUGGGAUUUUUUACCAAAAACAUGUAGCAAAUACAUUUU